This is a messenger RNA of Kuraishia capsulata CBS 1993, 4599 nucleotides long. RefSeq lists its product as uncharacterized. The coding region runs from base 1 to 4599 and encodes 1532 amino acids. Gene Ontology annotation, molecular function: guanyl-nucleotide exchange factor activity. Gene Ontology annotation, biological process: regulation of ARF protein signal transduction. The record is from RefSeq and is a predicted model, not a curated record. The transcript has a single exon. NCBI's taxonomy places the organism in Eukaryota, Fungi, Ascomycota, Pichiomycetes, Pichiales, Pichiaceae.
AUGUCCAAACAGAUCACGACCAGCCUCAAGGCUAUGGACCCUCUGAGUCUGGUAAUCUAUGAAUGCACAAUCAUUGUCUCGGCCAUGCGAAAAACCACAAGAUGGUCCCAGAACGGUGUGGGAAGCGGUGUGGCCGCUAUUCUCGGCGGCCAAUUCAACAGAGAUAGUUCUCCUUAUGUUGAAGAUGAUUACCCUACUCUAAACAACAUAUUUGGUUUGAAAAACUCGCGAUUUGACCCAGACAAACAGGGUAAUCUGUCAUACUCGGCAGUAAUGCACAGCAAAUUCAAAGAUGACAAUCCUUUUCUAAGUGCGUUUAUACAACUGAGAUCGCUGGUGAGCUCAGCCAAGUCACUUGAGUCCAUUGAUUCGUUGACUUUGUUACAGCCGUUUUUGGUGGUAAUCAGAUCCCCUGUGACCUCAGCGCAUGUUACUACUUUGGCUUUAAACUCGAUCUCAAGGUUUUUGCGCUACAACAUUAUCAAUGAAAAUCUCGCCAGCAUCGAACAGACACUGCCUCAAAUUGUAUCGUCGCUGUCUCAUUGCAAGUUCGAGGGUGUUGACCAAUCGCAGGAUGAGGUCCUUCUGAUGAAGGUGUUGACAUUGAUAGAGGCUUUUGUCAAAUCUGAUAUGUGUGACUUGCUUCCUGAUGAGGCAAUGUAUGAGGCCAUUACAACCUGUUUCUCGCUGUCCAUCAAUAGCAGAAGGAAAGAGUUGUUGAGGAGAGCUGCCGAGGUCACGUUGACUUCAAUCACCGUCAAACUUUUUGAAAGAUUGCGACUCAUAGCUGUGACAGAAAAGGAUCAUCGAAAGCACUCUGAGUCCGAGGUUGAGAUAGUUGUGGGAAAUGAAGAUCACAGUUUGCCACAGGACACCAUUGGUGGUACUGAAAUCUCGAAAGCUGAGUCUAAGGAAGAACCUGCAGGGCAGGCAACAGAUAUUGCUGAAGGAUCAUUACAAGGGAGCACAACUUCAACGCCUGAGCCAUCAGAAAAGGCUUCAGAGCCUUCGGAAAGAGUCACAGAGACCCAUCUCCCAUUUGGCGUCCCUUGCAUCAAAGAAUUUCUGGUCCAUACUGUGGGGAUUAUCGCUCCUGAAAACCAGUUCCAGUAUACAGAAAGUUCUAGGAUAUUUGCUCUAGAGCUUCUCACAACUGUGAUUGAAGUCUCCAGUGAUGUUCUUCCAGACCACCCUGAAAUAUUUGCAUUGAUAUCUGACUCUACAUGUCACCAUUUAGCCCAUAUCAUCCAGAGUUCUGACUCUCCGUCACUAUUACAGUCGGCAUUACAGCUUUUCAUCACUCUGACCAUUUCGCUGGGAUCCCUAUUGAAGAUCCAGGUAGAGCUGAUUCUCAAUUCUAUUUCCAAGGCAAUUGUAACUGACUUUGCCAAACUGGAAGAGGAUCUGAGCCAUAACUUCGACAGAGUAAUGAAGAUGGGUCAGCUCGAUCCUGAUGAGACAAACGAAGAAAGCCAGAUUGCGGAAAGCUCGGACAUUCUCAUGGCAAAAGAUGGCAGAACGUCCUUGAGCAAGGAGAUCCUCGUUGAGGCAAUUUCGAUUCUAUGGAUAAGAACACCUACCUUCUUUGCCAAUCUCUUCAAGUUGUACGAUUGCGACUUCGACAGAAGUGAUGUUUGUGAAAACCUGAUCAGGUUAUUGUGCCGUUUGUCGUUGGCAGACACUGCUCUUUUCACGACUGAUAAUGUUCCUCCAAUAUGUUUGGAGGGUUUGCUUUCAUUUGUUAAUGGGGUUCACGAACAUGUCAGAAUCUUGGUUAAACAGAACACUGAUACUGAGAAACUCAAACCGCAUCCACUUGUGCUCCAAAAGGAGAAGAAGAAGGAGUUCAUCGAGUGCACAAAGCUUCUGAACGAAAAUCCCAAAAAGGGGUUGGCAAUGCUCAAUGAGAAGGGUUUCAUCAAAGAUCUAGAUGAUCUGGAUGAAGUUGCUCAUUUUCUGCAUGAGAAAUCGGGAAGAGUCGACAAAAAGAUGCUUGGUGAACUACUGGCCAAACCUGCAAAUGCUGGCCUUUUGAAGCAGUUCUUGGAGCUGUUUGAGUUUAGUGGAUUGCGCGUUGACGAGGCACUACGUGUGCUGCUGAAAAGCUUUCGUUUACCAGGAGAAUCCCAGCAAAUUGAGAGGAUUGUAGAAACGUUCAGUGAAAGGUACGUCUCUUGUCAGACUGAGAGUGAUGAUGAAAAGGAAACAGCGAGGGUUGAAACUUUAGCCACUCCUGCUGAAUCUGAGGGGAGCAAGGUGGUUCCUGAUAAAGACGCUGUCUUUGUUCUGUCUUACUCCAUCAUCAUGUUGAACACCGAUCUUCACAAUCCGCAAGUCAAACAGCAAAUGAAGCUGGAGGAAUACCAAAGAAAUCUGCGUGGGGUUUACAAUGGCAAGGAUUUUCCAGCGUGGUAUCUGGAGAAGAUUUACUUCUCUAUCAAAGAGCGUGAGAUAAUUAUUCCAGAAGAGCAUCAUGGAAGCUCGCAGUACUAUGAUUUGGCGUGGAAGAACCUUAUUGCUGAGCAGGAAAGCAAGGAGCAACCAAAAGGUACUGAGGCACCACUUGAUGUGGACGAUGGUGAUUCUAAUAACAUUGCACCCUUUGACAAAAUUAUCUUCAAAUAUGUUUGUGGUCAGAUUGUUAGUGCUCUGAUUAGCAUUUUCGAGGAGGCUGCUGAUGAUCAAAUUAUCACAAAGAUGAUGGCAACUAUUGACAGAUGUGCUACUAUUGCAACAUACUACGGCAUGGUAGACAUUGUGGAAACAAUAGCCGAGGUACUAGCUCACAUGACUACCUUGACUGGUGUCAAAAAGUCAGACUUGAUGCUUGAGAACGCUGCUAAUUCAGAGCUGAUUCCUACUACCGAGGUCAAACUUGAAAAGGAGGGUGAGAUUAUUACAGUUAGUGAGGUUUCAGUCUGGUUUGGCCGCGAUUUCAAGGCUCAAUUAUGUACUGUGGUACUCUUCCGUGUCUUGAAGAAAAACAAUUGGAGGGUUUCGAAAGCGUGGGAAUUCACUAUGAGAAUAAUCUUCACUCUGUUUGAGAACUGUCUUCUUGAGCCUGAUGUGUUCCCAGAGUUCCAAAAGAAAUACGGUUUCGAGUCUUUGCCCAAGCCUAAGCCAGAAUUCCAGAUCAAUAGGAGUCAGGCGUUAAAGGAAAGCGGUCUAUUCUCAACGUUUUCCUCGUAUUUGAAGGGUCUCUCUGAUGACAGACCAGAGCCUACAGACGAGGAGAUUGAAUCCACUUUGUCUACAAUCGACUGUAUCAAGUCAAGCAGCAUUGUUCCACUUUUUGGCCAUGUGGCAAAGACUGAUUCGGAAAACAUCAAGGAGCUUGUUUCCUUGUUGCUUGAAUCAUUUCCUCCUCAACUAGAGGAAACUGCUAGGUUUUACGUCUCCGAGUGUCUGUUCAUCCUGGAAAUAUCUGUCUAUUUGUGCACAUUGUUGACUGAAGACACGGAAUCUACACUUGCGGUGUUGAAGAAGUGUGCUUCCUUGAUUGAAAUAUCUGAAAAGGAGUUUGCAUUCCCGCCAUCUGCAGUCAUUCGUGUUAGCGUUUAUCAGCUCAUUUUGCUGAAGAGCACAGAAGACAAAGAGUCAUUGGUUAACACAAUCACCACACUACACACGGUUGUUGAAUCUGACAGAGAAGCCAUCAUCAAAUCAGGCACUUCUCUUUUGAAGCCUCUAGAAGAUCUCAUGUCUCUAAGCAUAUGGUCUAGAAAAAUUCUUGUGACCGAUGUGAAAUAUUGGACUGUUAUUAGAGUUUUCGCGUCUUCUCCCAAAUAUGUUGAACGGGUGUAUGCCUUCCUGGAAGAUGUUCUGGGGUCAAAGCCAUCACCCGUGGUUCCUGAAACGUAUAUGCAAAUUCUGGGUCUACUCGAUGAAAUAUCCGCUGUUGGGGCAUACGGUGCUCAAUGGGAACAGGAAUAUGAAAAGCUCAUGUCCACGGGUCACACUCUGGAUCAGUACAAAAAUCCUUUCAAGGAGCUGGUUUCCACUGCGUUGAAGUCUAUCAAUCUGACUUUAGGAUUAUCUAAUGCCAUCGCCUUCCAGGAGAAGAAGCGUUCUAGUGAGGGCUUGAAGCCUGAUGCUGAAGCCAUGUCGUGGUAUCCUCUCAUCGAAGCAGUUGCUCAUCAAUGUUAUAACCCAUGUCGUCAAUUGAGAGCAGAGGCCCUAAAGUCUCUGCGAAUGCUGAUUGUUUCAAAUGACCUGGGAGAAAACGUCACCUCUGAAGGGGUCAUCGAUGUCGGAUGUAUGCGUUUGCUUGUGGAGCUUCUAAAGCCCGAAGUCGAGGCCACAGAUCCGAAUGGAAUGAUCAAGACUCAAUCUGAAGUGAUCAAGCUUACAUGCGAGACUCUGUUGAACUACAACCUUGCACACCCGACCACGAUAGUCUCAAAGUUCCUGAAAAUUGUUUCCAAGUUCCUGGUUAAGAAUGCUGCAAAGCCAGCCUUCAAGGAUCAAACCUCAGAUUCUCUGAAGAACAUGUUCGUGAUUAUGAAGGAUAAGUUGGAGAUUGAGAAAAUAACAUCGUUGGAGAUUGAUGAGUCCAUCAUCGCGUUGAUACAGAACCCUGCCAAUGAACCUGCUACAUAA